ACAGCUAGCCAGUUCAUGGAACCAGUGUGGUGAAAGUGUGUUACAUAUUAACAAGCUAACCAGCAUGUUUCAAGCAUCAGAACAAGGUGAUGAAGUCUUCCUCUCUGGGAUUUCGGUUAGGCUCAGCUCUCCUACCAGGUUACAGGAUUCAGCAGGACCAAGUUCCAUAAGGUCUUGGACAAUAUCGAUGACCACUGCAGAUCUCAGACAAAAGAAAAUUCCAUUCCCAGCAAUGGAUUAG
Pelobates cultripes (western spadefoot toad) is the source of this 241-nucleotide messenger RNA. Lineage: Eukaryota; Metazoa; Chordata; Amphibia; Anura; Pelobatidae. The record is from the annotation of a GenBank genome assembly.